AUGGGCGACCCGCCGGCGCUCAAGAGGCCCAAGCUCGAGAAGGACGAUAACGGCUCCACCUACUGCCCCCGCCCCGCCUCCAAUGGCCCGGGCGCCACCGCCGCCAGGGCGCCGACGCCGCGUGACGACGUGGAGGAGGGGGAUCGGAGGAGGCGGUUGUCGCCCUCAUCGCGCACCGCGAGCGCGACGUCGAGCGCUGCAAGCUCAAGCUGCUCCAGUACCAGUCCCUGGUACGCGCUCGCCCGCUCCUCCUCGCGCUCGCCUUUCUGA
Miscanthus lutarioriparius is the source of this 270-nucleotide messenger RNA. The record is from the annotation of a GenBank genome assembly. Lineage: Eukaryota; Viridiplantae; Streptophyta; Magnoliopsida; Poales; Poaceae.